UUAAUAUUUUGACAUUAUUUUUUUGAUUUAUUAUUCUUUACUACUAUCAUUGUUCUUGGAUGUGGAACGUGCCAGGGUUUUUUUUUUUUUUGCCCUUUUUGUUUUGGUUUAAUCGUUUUCAUCUUUUUAAUUUGGAAAAAAUAAGGAAUUUUUGUCCCUCAUUUCUCUGGUUCAGAUUUCUGAAAUUGCUGGAAUUGGAGAAACAUGUUUUAGGGUGUGAAUUGCAUUUUCCUCUACCCUUCUUAAAUGUUAAGUGUCCUUGUGUCUGACUUUUGUUCUUUUCUUGGAGGGGUGUUGAAUUGUUGAAACAGUGGUGUUCAGGUUUAUGGCUUGUAAAUCAUUUUGUCCAUUUCCUGGCCAUUUGGUAGAUUGCUUGCAUUAUACUUGUAUAACAUCAAGAAAUCAUAGUCUUUUUUCUCAUGAGUUUACUUUAUCAAUAGGUUUUGGAAUUACUGGAGUUUAAACUUUGUUUGUUCCAUAUCCAUUGCUACAUAUAGACUGGAGAUCAGUGGAUCUAAAUAAGUUUAAGCAUUGCCUCAUUCAUAGUUAAAGGAGAUGCCAUUGCUUGUUUUUGACAUGCCUCUGUUUCUGUCUUUUCUUGUUUGACAAAAUCUCUUGUUGAACUUGAUGAAGUUCCACUUUUUGAAUCUAACAUUGUAACUUAACUCUAAAUCCAAGUUUUUUUUCCUUUUCAGGUGGAUUUUAUAUUAAUAUACGAAUUAGUUAAUGACUUAUCACUGCUGCAUAUUAUGCCUGAAUCCACUUUAUUCCCAACUAUGUUACGCAAAUGGUGAACUAGUUUUCUCAAGUCAGGAAGUGGGCAUAGGGGGUUUUAGUUUUCAUAUCCUUGAAUCUUUCUGAUUGUUGAAUACGUUUGUUUGCUGCAGUGUCUAUGUUGUUCAAGCCUGUCAGUUAAUUUUGCUUAAUGAAUUCACUUUUCAAUGAAUGCCUAAGACAUGGUGUCGGAGACGAGAUUGGACUAUGGUUUCAGUGGCUACAAGGUGCCUGUGUUUCCUCAAGCUUCUAGAUCAGCAAGGGGUAGGGUGCCAAUUAGGAAGAAGGGUGGGAACAGUCAGAAACAUGCAUUUGAAAUUUUGGCUAGUGUAGCUGGUGAACUCUUGCAGGAAAGUAAAAUUUUUGUGCCUCCUAAUUGUAAAGAGGAUCAGCAAAAUACUCCUAAAAAUAUUGUUUUGAAGGAACGGGAUGAGGGGCAAUUGUCAAAGUGCAACCAUUCUGUUCAGGAAACUCAUGAUGAGAAAACCUUUAUUCAAGGUUACCAUCAAAUCUAUACAUUGAAUAAGUUUUCACAUUCCCAGGAUCGGUUUAAUUUGAAAGCAUGUUCAAGUAUAAAGAGCUUUGAUCAGUCAGAGAAGUUAUGUUUGGCUGAUCAGUUAGCCAAUGUCAAUGAUAGAAAUGGAAGCCCUUCUGCUAAAAUAGGUAUUUCUUCUCUUGUAUCUGGGGAAUUUUCUGAAGGGCAAUUCGAGGAUGCAGGAGCUGAGCUUUCAAGUAUUCAAAGUGUUAAAAGUGCAACUCUUCCAGUUACAGGCAGUUUUGAUAUGUUGGAAAUGGACUGUAAACCUCAUGCUUUAUUCUGUUCAGAAAGCAAGUUAAAGGCAUCAUUGUUCGAGGACUGGAUAACUCUUGGUCCUUCUAGGCAUGCUGAUAAUAUAGAGACAGUUACUAGAGAUGAUGACGAUAAUGACACUGGGUGCACUCAAGCUGCCACUACAGCGAAGGCCUUUAGGCUGCCAUCAGAUGUGGCAGAUCAAAGAAUUAAGAACCUGUCUGCAGGCAGACAUUGGAGAGUAUCUCCAAAUUUGAAUGGUGGGGCUUCCUUUAAAAAUGAUGGGAAAAGAAGAUCAUUUUUUCAUAAUGGGAGAACUAGUUAUACUCGUCAAAGAUCCCAGAGGAUCUCUCCUUUCAACAGAAGGAAGUUGUUUAAUCAAUUCCCAUUCUCUGUGCCUGAUCGAGGGUUUCAGUUUGAAGACAAAUUUAAUUCUGCUGACAAGAGAAGCAAUUGUGACAACUGUACAGCAGCUGUUGGAGUGGCUUCCUCAGUUGCAAGACGACAUCUGCUAACUGGACCCAGAGGCCGUAAUGUGAAGCUCCGUAUCAAAUCCUUCAAGGUUCCAGAGCUCUUUGUUGAGAUUCCUACAAGUGCUACUGUUGGUUCACUGAAAAGGACAGUCAUGGAGGCACUAACUACUGUACUGGGAGAUGGCUUGCACGUUGGUAUAUUUCUUCAAGGCAAGAAGGUUAGAGAUGACAGCAAAACUCUAUUUCAAACUGGUAUUUCUCAAGAUCACAAGCAUCGUAAUUUGGGAUUUGCGUUGGAGUCCAGACAUGCACAAAUUAUACCACCUCCAUGCCCAGGAGAGCAGGGGCUAACAAGGCAUGCAACAUCUUUGACUCCAGAACCUGGGACUUCUAGUGUCUCUCUUGUUCCUCCUUUGACAAAUUGGAACAGUGGGGCUGAAAGCGACCUUCACUUAGUUUCCUCUCUUUCCAACAUAUCAGCUGAUAGCACUAUUCCAAAUUCCCAAUCUCUGGUGUCAAUCCCGGCAAUUAGGGUGGAGACAUUGGCUGUGGUUCCCUUUCAUCAUAGACCUGGGUGUCAUGAAUUUGUCCAGCGUCGCAUUAGAAGACUGUUUUCUGUUGCGGAAGUAGAAGCAUUGGUUCAGGCAGUUGAGAAACUAGGAACUGGAAGGUUACUUUUAGGAUUAUCAUUUGUUGAUGAAUAUUUGAUUGCAGGCUUGCUCUGCUCCGGAUCCUUAGCUUCUUUCAAAUUUUGUAGGUGGCGUGAUGUCAAAUUGGGUGCUUUUGACAAUGCAAAACAUCGUACAUAUGUGGAUUUGAAGGAUAAGUGGAAGACAUUGGUCCAUACAGCAAGAAUCUCCCCUCAGCGAAGGAGGGGAGAACCUGUGCCACAGGAGCUUUUAGACAGGGUCCUAGCUGCCCAUGCCUACUGGUCCGGACACCAGGCCAAGCGACAGCUCAAAUAAGCUGUCUGAGGUUUUACUAGGUCUCUGGUCAAUGUUGUAAAUCUGUGAUGUAAUGAAAUUUCUGUAAAUGAAAAUUAUGUAGCAUGCAACCGAAUUGCCUUCGUUGGAUAGAGUUUGGUUCCUUGUAGAUAGCUUUAAGUUAAUUUGCCGACAUUGUUUCCUUAUUUUGUUCUAACGUGAAAUAUUAAUAAAAUAUCUUCAUGAAAGAACUCAUGAAAUUCUCUCUGUUGUCUUCAAAACAUUCUUCUCAUUCUUCUUUUUGGAUAAAGACCAAGUAGAGAUCGAAUUCUGGUGCUGACAAUAGUGGGAAAUGAGACUAAAAUUUUGAUGCCCUGCAGGAUAGAUGUUACAUGAUGAUGUGAAUAAAGUGCCAUUGGGGUGAAAACAGAAUGAAUUUACUUCUGGCAGCUG
Messenger RNA from Theobroma umbraticum, 3413 nucleotides. The record is from RefSeq and is a predicted model, not a curated record. NCBI's taxonomy places the organism in Eukaryota, Viridiplantae, Streptophyta, Magnoliopsida, Malvales, Malvaceae.